Molecule: messenger RNA, 1950 nt
Organism: Diceros bicornis minor
Lineage: Eukaryota; Metazoa; Chordata; Mammalia; Perissodactyla; Rhinocerotidae
Product: keratin, type II cytoskeletal 2 oral-like
Exons: 9
Biological process (GO): keratinization; intermediate filament organization
Cellular component (GO): keratin filament
Molecular function (GO): structural constituent of skin epidermis
Source: RefSeq, a predicted model, not a curated record
AUGAACAGACAAAUCUGCAGGAAAUCCUUCAGUGGCAGGAGCCAGGGCUUCUCUGGCCGCUCUGCUGUGGUCUCCGGCAGCAGCAAGAUGAGCUCUGUAGUCCGCUCUGGGGGAGCCGGCAGAGGGGCCUAUGGGUUCCGGAGCGGAGCAGGAGGCUUUGGCAGUCGCAGCCUCUACAACCUGGGUGGCAACAAGAGCAUCUCCAUCAGCGUGGCUGGUGGCUCCCGGGCUGGUGGCUUUUGGGGAGGGCAUAGCAGCUGUGGCAGUGGCUUGGGGGGCGGCUAUGGAGGUGGCUUUGGUGGUAGUUUUGGUGGUGGCAGAGGAACAGGAGGUGGCUUUGGAGGGGCUGGUGGCUUUGGAGGGGCUGGUGGCUUUGGUGGAGCUGGUGGCUUUGGUGGGCUUGGUGGGCACAGUGGCUUUGGUGGGCCUGGUGGAUUUGGUCCUGGUGGCUUUCCGCGGGGAAUCCAGGAAGUGACUGUCAAUCAGAGCCUCCUGCAGCCCCUCAACAUGGAGAUAGACCCCCAGAUUGGGCAAGUAAAAGCCCAGGAACGGGAACAGAUCAAGACCCUCAACAAUAAGUUCGCCUCCUUCAUCAACAAGGUGCGGUUCCUGGAGCAGCAGAACAAGGUCCUGGAGACCAAGUGGAAUCUGCUCCAGCAGCAGACCACGGGCCCCGGCUCGGGGCCCCAAAACCUGGAGGCUUUCUUUGAAUCCUACAUCAGCUUUCUGCGCAGACAGUUGGAUUUGGUUUUGAGCGAGAGAGGGAGCCUAGAAGGAGAGCUGAAGAACUUGCAGGAUCUGGUGGAAGACUUCAAAAAGAAGUAUGAAGAUGAGAUCACCAAACGCACUGUGGUGGAGAAUGAGUUUGUGGGGCUCAAGAAGGUAAUGGACGCGGCCUACAUGAGCAAGGUGGAGCUGCAGGCCAAGGUGGACGGCCUGACAGAUGAACUCAACUUCCUGAGGAUCCUCUACGAGAUGGAGCUGUCCCAGAUGCAGAGUCAUGUCAGUGACACGUCUGUGGUCCUGUCCAUGGACAACAACCGCUUCCUGGACCUGGACAGCAUCAUCGCUGAGGUCAAGGACCAAUAUGAGGAGAUCGCUCAAUAGAGCAAGGCUGAGGCUGAGGCACUGUACCAGACCAAUCUGGGAGAGCUGCAGACCACAGCGGGCAGGCACGGGGACGACUUGAAGAGCACCAAGAGUGAGAUCUCGGAGCUCAACAGGGUGAUCCAGAGGCUGCGGGCCGAGAUCGAGAGCGUCAAGAAACAGAAUGCCAACCUUCAGGUGGCCAUCGCGGAAGCUGAGCAGCGUGGGGAAACGGCCCUCAAGGAUGCCAAUGCCAAGCUCCAAGGCUUGCAGGAUGCCCUACAGAAGGCCAAGGAUGACCUAGCCCUGCUGCUGCGCGACUACCAGGAGUUGAUGAAUGUCAAGCUGGCCUUGGACGUGGAGAUCGCUACCUACAGGAAGCUGCUGGAGGGCGAGGAGUACAGGAUGUCUGGAGAGUGCCAGAGUGCUGUGAGCAUUUCAGUGGUCAGCAACGUCACCAGCACAAGUGGCAGCGCUGGUGGAAGCCGUGGAGGGUUUGGAGGGGCCAGUGGCAGCAGCGGUGGCUACAGAGGCAGCAGCAGCAGAGGCAGCAGUGCUGGCUAUGGAGGAAUCAGUGGUGGCAGGAGCAGCGGCUAUGGAGGGGUCAGCAGUGGCAGCAGUGGCUACGGUGGGGUCACUGGUGGCAGCAGUGGGGGCAGGGGCAGCAGCGGAAGCUACCAGAGCAGCAGCAGUGGGAGCAGGCUCAGCAGCGGAGGCAGCAGCUCGGGGAGCCAGAGCGGAAUCGGCUCCAGCUCUGGCGGCACCCAGACCUCCGGAGGCAGUGGCUACAGGUCUGGCAGUGGAGGCAGCACCAGUGUCUGCUUCUCCCAGACCACCAGCUCAAGCCAGCACAGCUCCAAGUGA